AUGGCCGCUAUAGACAUGUUGGCGUCGGAGCAAAUAUUCUAUGGCUGUAGCCCGCCAGCCGGCUUCUUGACAGACUAUUCAGCCCCAGUUAGAAGACCAACAAAAUUAACGUCGAGAGGCUACUCAGCCCCAUCUCUCUCUAUACUCAAACCUGUGCAAUUAUCGUUGAAAUCGGCACCCAGAAGCUGCAUACGACUGUCAGCGGAGAAGAAGCAGAAGCGAGUAGUAUUCGCUGAUGACAGAGGAUACGCUUUGGAACAAGUGAAGUUCAUGACAGAACCAUCGCACGUACCACCGUAUUGGGCGCUCAAAAUAGUCGCGAGUCCACCGCUGGAGCGGAAACCACCACCGAUAACCGUUGACUCUUGGGAAGUUAGGUUUUCGCAGCCAGCAUCAGACUAUUUGGAGUUCAGAAGGAGGAUAACCGAGAAUUGUGUGGCGUUAGAGAACGUUAUAGUCAAACACAAUGAGGGCGCUGUGGACGGUACCGUCAAAGUGAAGAAUUUGGAUUUCGAAAAGGAGGUGUUCAUCCGAGCUACGUCAGACGGUUGGAGGACGCAGGAGGACACGUACUGUGCUUUCGUCGAGUCGGGACCGUUGAGCAAGAACGGCCUAUCGAUGUACGACACUUUCGGCUUUCGUCUUCAAUUGCCAAUCCAUUCGAGGAAGUUGGAUUUUUGCGUGUGCUUCCACUGCAAGGAUAAGGAAUACUGGGAUAAUAAGAAUGGUGAAAAUUACACAAUAGAAAAGUCUUCAGUGAGAAAGUCACCAGCGAUAUCAUGUGCUAGGAUAAAAUAUGGGAACUCCUGGAGUAGAUCGGAUGUUGGGCACACCCCUUAUUGGUGA
Leptosia nina is the source of this 846-nucleotide messenger RNA. NCBI's taxonomy places the organism in Eukaryota, Metazoa, Arthropoda, Insecta, Lepidoptera, Pieridae. The record is from the annotation of a GenBank genome assembly.